This is a messenger RNA of Paramuricea clavata, 15167 nucleotides long. The record is from the annotation of a GenBank genome assembly. Lineage: Eukaryota; Metazoa; Cnidaria; Anthozoa; Malacalcyonacea; Plexauridae.
AUCAAUGAAGUGUUGGACAUCUUCUGUAAUGCCAGAACAUUAAUUUGCACUAAUUCAACACGUUGUCUGAAAGUUUAUGAAGUAUUUUUUGACUCUAAGGAACAUCGCGUACUCGGAGGUGAGUCAUCGGAAAGGACUAUAGCGUCAAUGUUUGUGUUUUAUUUAUAUAAUAGUAUUAACACAACUAUUUUUUAUUUCUAGUCAAUGUUAAAAUCAAUGUUCUUGAGAAGAUGCGUGUGAUCAGUCAAAUCAAAGUAUGUCAUGUUUAUCAGUUAUAUAUACCUGGAGAUACAUACCAUAUAGUUCAAAACCGCGGCCUAACCGCAACAGAACCGCGGCCUAACCUCACCUAAACCGCAUUAUUUGAUCCACCACAGUUUCAACUUUUUUUUAAAAUAGGGUGAGAGCAGCUUCCAUAUCUUCCAUCGUUUGUUAAAUGGGCUCAAUUCAGAGCAAUUGCAGAAAUACCUCCUUGACGAGGACCACAGGUAACGGCGUGAUUUAUAAGACGAUCCAGUGAAGACGAUGACCCUCUCAACAAUAUUUUCAAAGUUUCUAAAUGAUUGACUAUUUUUUCUUAUACAGAUAUGUACCUUCGCUACCUAGAGAAGCGUUUUGUGAAAGUGAUAAUUCCCUCUCACAGUCUCUGAAAUGUUUAGAGAGAAUAGGAUUCAAUGAAAAGGUUGGUGCUUGUCGAAGUAAACUAACUUUAUUUAUACUGCAGAGCUCUAUCAGUUCCAAAUUGUUCUCCCUGGAGAUCCAGUAAGAGUCAUCUCUUAUUAAUCCAGUGUUACUACAGGAGAAAACCUAAACUAACUUUAUUUAUACUGGAUAGCUCUAUCUGUUCCAAAUUGUUCUCCCUGGAGGUCCAGUAAGGAUCAUCUCUUAUUGAUCCAGCGUUACUACAGGAGGAAACCUAAACUAAACUAACUUUAUUUAUACUGGAUAGUUCUAACAGUUCUAAACUGUUCUUCCUAGAGAUCCAGUCAGAGUCAUUUCUUAUUGAUCCAGUGUUACUACAGAAGGAAACCUAAACUAACUUUAUUUAUACUGGAUAGUUCUAUCAGUUCUAAACUGUUCUUCCUAGAGGUCCAGUAAGUAUCAUCUCUUAUUGAUCCAGUGUUACUACAGGAGGAAACCUAAACUAAACUAACUUUAUUUAUACUGGAUAGUUCUAACAGUUCUAAACUGUUCUUCCUAGAGGUCCAGUAAGGAUCAUCUCUUAUUGAUCCAGUGUUACUACAGGAAGAAGCCGGAAUACCUAAAGAAAACCUGUGGUGUUUGGUAGAGUCAAACUGGAAGCAAUCUUCUCACAUGAGACUGAGGUGAAAUUAUUAUCAGACAACUGCAUAUUGCAGGAAUCAAAACCUGGUCACAGAGGUGAUAAAUUUACCAUUGUGUCGCCAACACGUCUUGACGUUAGAAAUAUUUAUGGUUGGGUUGUUAUGUUUUAGGAAAUUGAAGAAGUGCUCCACCUCGUAUCCGCCAUUUUGCUCCUGGGAGAUUUACAGUUUGGUGAAUCAAACAAGAGAGACGUGCUGGCAUUCCGUAAUGGCGAAGUUCUUGAGAAAGGUAGCUCAUCAAAUUCUUCAAUUGAAAUGUAUGCCGUGAAUAUUUUAUACAUAUCUUUACUUCUAUUUUAAGCUGCUACCUUAGUUGGAGUUCCGUGCGCAACUUUGGCCAGCCUGAUAAUUACAGAAUCAAAGACUGUUCGUGGUAAGCAAUAUAGUACUGGAGCUCGGAGGUUGCCUUCUCGGAUUCUUGUCGUGCUUUUCAAUUCCUUGUCAAUUAGAGCUGUGCGGUUAACCGAAAAAUUCGGUUCUUCCGGUACUUUUUUUAGCACCGAAAAUUAUGCGCAAAAGAACCGGUAGUUUCGGUUUUAAUUUCCCGUUUAACGCCCGCCAAACGCCCACCUGAUUGCAGGUUGAAAUGUUUGGAAAAUAACAAGAUUGGGCUCUUUGUGCACAAUAUGCACUGUACUAAGUGCUCAAAUAGUUGAUAUUUUAGUUGUGAUAGUUAUUGUUGUGCACUUGCUUGUUAAAAAGAAAUAUUUCAUGUUCAUAAAUAAAUUCCAAUUGUUCUUUUAAAAUUUUCAGAGAUUUAUACAAACUUACAAAGGCAUAUAAAUUCAUCUAUUUAGUAAAAAUGCUCGAAACAUACAUAAAUGAGUUCGUACAUUUGUACUGUUCUUCUUUUUUGAAAAUAACCGAAACCGAACCGAACCGAGGUUUUUCUGUUCCAAAAAAACCGGAACCGAAACCGAGAUAAAAUUUUUGGAACCGCACAGCUCUAUUGUCAAUGUCCAUCCACAGUUUGAUCAUUUUUAGAUAUCUCUUUUACACAUCUCUUUCGCUCUGCUCAUCCUCUUCAGCCCAGCUUUAGUUUUCUUAUUUUGCGUUUCAGUUUUCUUGGCAUUUUACGAGUAAGGUUUCUGUUUCCACACCUAGGUCGAAAGGUGAAUAUAUCAGCAUCGUGUUCAAAGGCGAUGUACGAGUGUGAUUGUAUGGCGGUGUUUUGUUAUGAAACAUUGGUCAUGUGGAUUGAAGCAAGAAUCAAUUCCAGAUACAAUGGCCAUUCAAGGUACACCUGACGGCCGUGGCCGGGGGAGGCAGGGGGGGGGGCAUGGCCCCCCUAUUGUCGAGACCCGUCGGAAAAUUGGAAAUUUGUUAUGUUGUUGGAAACUUCGUGGUCAAGCAUACCUACAUAUACGAGCGGGAAUUUUACUUCUCUUAGAAAUCGGUCUCGAUUUACGUUUUCCCAAUAUACAUUUAUAGAAUAGUCAAUAUUUAAUUCAAUAUGACUUCAUAUAUUAUUUAUGUCGGAAAAAAUUGUGUUUGUCGUAAAAAUCCUGCCCUUGCUCCCCCCCCCCCCUAAAACAUGGGACGUCCCUUCCUGACGGUCAAUGUAGGUAGUGCCAAGCUAAUGUUUUAAUGAAACUUACUUGUAUAAACCUAUACAUCAAAAAGCUAUUUUCUUCUACAGAUUACAAUCUGAUUUUUCACUGAUGUUACUGGAUGUCUUUGGGUGGGAAAAUUAUAGUAUUUCUUCCUUUGACCAACUAUGCAUCAACACAGUGAACGAAGUUCUGCAGUCCGCGUACAACGCCAUUGUCUUUCAAACAUAUCAGGUAGAAACACCUCUUUUUUAUAGUUGAGUGUUUUUUUUUAAUCUUCUGUGAUCUUUCCUACUUAUUUCCAUUAUUUCUAAUCUAAUGGGUUUUUUAUGAAGACGGACAUGGAGAAUGAAGAUAUCUACUUGAGUGAAUCUUGUCAAAAGUAUGGUCAACCUGGUGCUGUGCCUUUUCUUCUUAAAGUAAGAAAUAUUUCAGAGUAGAACAGUACUCUGUGAUAUCUGAUACAGCUGAAAGGAGUUUAGGUAGAUUUAACAUUUCUCUCUUUUCUUAAGCCCAAAGGUCUCUUUGAUGUUCUACACAGCAACACCGACAAUGAUCAAAAUUUAUUGAAAAAGUUUGAUAGUUCAUUUAAGAAAGAACCACGGUAUAUCACCAACGACAAUCAAGAAUUCUCUGGAUUUUUAAUCGAACAUUUUAUUGACGAGGUAGGUUUUGUUUGUGUUAAACACACUGAGUCAGUAGUUCCGUCAAACAUUUCUUACAAAUCCUUCAAAACUUAGAAUUUACCUGUGCAAAAUUCCUACUGUGAUCACAGAAACUUGGAUAGUGUGAACCAUUAAGAAGAUAAAAUGUUUUCUAUCGUAGGUUUCAUAUGACAUCACUGGGUUUGUAGCUCAGUCAAAGAACAGGUUCAACAACAAUGUUUUGGCUUGCCUCAAAGGUAACGAAGGAAACCUAUUCCAAGAUUCUUGGAAAUGAUAGCACGUGUUUUUUAUCUUCAUUUAUGUGUUGCAGGUUCCAAGAACAAAGUGGUGUCCGUCAUGGCACAAGAACGAAUCACCAGGUAGGAUGUGGUUUCGUGUGACUUAUACAACUACAGUACAGGUUUUAAUUAUUUCUUUUUGUACUCAGAGAAAAUACAUCGUUAGAGAAAGCCUCAUCGUCUCCGUCAAGGUAACUUUCUCAAAAUUUUACCUUUAUCAGUAUUUUCUACCUUUUCAAGAACUCAGCUAAACUUUUUCAAUUCAUAUUUUUCUACAAGCUCCAAGAAACGUUCGGUGGUCGAAAAAGACUGGCUUAAAACGUAAGUUCACAAAAUACGUGACUAUUUUUCAUGUUAUGUAAUUAAUGGUAAGUAACUCUUUCGUGUAUUUCAAGUAACGUAUUCCUGACAAAUUCUGGCAAGGAGAAAAAGAAAUAUUCUUCAAUAAAGAAUUCGAAUCCAGCUGUUUUAACGGUAGGUGUUCAUUUAAAGCGUUUUUAAGAGUUCAUUUCUGAGAAUGAAAAUGUUCAAGCUGUUAUUUUUUAUUUAAGAUGUCGUUAACAUCACUUCUCAAGCGAAUGUCGUCCUCAAAAGUUUAUUUUAUCAGGUACGUUGACGGGGACAUAGUUCUUAUUGCUCGCAAUUUUGUCAAUUGAAAUCAACGAAAACUGUUGUUUUCAAAAGCUGCGAGGCAUCUCAUACAGUAAUCAAUGAUAUUUAUAUUUUAAUCAACUACAGAUGCAUCAACAGUAACCUGCGUAUGCAACCUGGUAUCUUUGAUCGCGAGAGGGUAUUACGUCAGGUUCAGUGGAGUAAGCUUUAUGGAAUUGUCAAGACCAGGAUGCCUUGUCUCAAGACGUGGUUUUCAUUAUCAGAAUUCAUCACCAGGUGAGCAAUAGUUGAGUUUGAACACAGUCAGAUACUUUGUACACAGAAUGAAGACACACAGAAGGUCGACUCAGCCAAAAAAGCCUAACCGCUGCCACGCCAUGAUUCGUCAUCAAAAUGCUGACGCCAUGGUCCUAGCCAGUGCGUUAUGAGAGGCAUUCCCCCCUUAUAAACAUGUCACUAAUAAAAGUACUAUGGUUUAGAACUUAUAGAGCUAUCCAAAUAAAUAUAAAAGAUAUUUUCCUUUAUAUUUUAGAUACAGAUUAUUAUUCUUCCAUCUAACUAGUCCAGUAUCUCCCUCACCUGAACUGUGCCACUCUGUCUUGAGCAAGAGGUUUGAGGAGUCUCAAUAUAGAGCUGGAAAAACCAAGGUAACACCUACUACUCUAAAUCUUUGGUUUCAAAUACAUUGUUUAAGGUGUCUGUGCUCGCAAUUUCUUCUAGGUUUUUCUAUCAAGAAGUCUUGUUCUCGAAUUAGAUGAGAAGCUGAAAAAGAGAGUACUUCAAGUUAUUCUUAUUCAAAAGGGUAAGGAUAUGGGAUUGAUGUUGUAGUAUUUCGCGUUGUCUAAAUAUGGUGAAGUUAUUUUUCAAUACUAAAUUUCAUUUAAUGUCUCAAAUCCACCUUAAGCUUGUUCCUUAGUCAAGUGAAUUUUCGUAAACGUGCAGGUCAAUUGUAGGUACAGUAGUAAAUCUACCACAAGCCCCGUGGUUUGUAUCUGAUCUACCUAGAAACAUUUAAAUACAUUUCAACGUUUUAAUGUCCAAUAUCUAUCAACCUAAUAAAGUAAAGCGUAUGUAAAUACAUGAUUACGUUUGUUUAAGUUUAUCGAGGCAUGCUUGCCAGAAAACAAUAUCAAGCCAUGAUCAAGAUAAAGAAUAAAUACGAUGAUCAACGUUCAUUAUUUUUCUCUGAGGUAUUUUCCUAAACUAACUUUAUUUAUGCAGGGUAAGUCUUCCUAAAGGUGCAGUAAGGAUCAUCUCUUAUUGAUCCAGUGUUACUACAGGAAGAAACCUAACCUAAACUAACUUUAUUUAUACUGGAUAGCUCUAUCAGUUCUAAUCUGUUCUUCCUAGAGAUCCAGUAAGGAUCAUAUGUUAUUGAUCCAGUGUUACUACAGGAGGAAACCUAAACUAAACUAACUUUAUUUAUACUGGAUAGCUCUAUCAGUUCUAAACUGUUCUUCCUAAUGGUCGAGUAAGAAUCAUCUCUUAUUGAUCCAGUGUUACUACAGGAGGAAACCUAAACUAAACUAACUUUAUUUAUACUGGAUAGCUCUAUCAGUUCUAAACUGUUCUUCCUAGAGAUCCAGUAAGGAUCGUAUCUUAUUGAUCCAGUGUUACUACAGGAGGAAACCUAAACUAAACUAACUUUAUUUAUACUGGAUAGCUCUAUCAGUUCUAAACUGUUCUUCCUAGAGAUCCAGUAAGGAUCGUAUCUUAUUGAUCCAGUGUUACUACAGGAGGAAACCUAAACUAAACUAACUUUAUUUAUACUGGAUAGCUCUAUCAGUUCUGAACUGUUCUUCCUAGAGGUCCAUGCAGUUAAGAACAAUGCUUUGAUUUCUGUACGUGUUUUUAGAUCACUGCUGGCAUAUCAAAAUUUCACGAUCAUCUAUCACUUCAAAUAUCUGAAGACCAGAGACGACUCAAGCAAUAUAAAUUAAAGGUUUAUAGCCAUUAUUUUAUUAACUACAACUUGAUGUGUAGACAUGUUCACAUGUUCAAUUUUCUUAAUCAGGAAGAAUGGAAGAAAAGCGAAACAAAUGAAAAGAAUGAUGCACAGUAAGUAUAGAUUCUCACAUGUGACUAGAUAGAGAAAUCCAUCUUGUUUGGUCGACCCUAAUCCUAACCUGAAUCCUAACUCUAAUUCUUCAUAUUUAACCUUGCUUAUUUAUAGAAACAACCAAGCAGGAACAAGUCCGAGCAGUCCAGGUACAAUUUUGACAAGAAUUACUAAAUGAAUAUUGAGGAAUUUCGUGGCAAGGUGGAUGUCGCUUCUGUAACUAUUUCAGUCAGCCAUAUGUGAACUGUUCACUCAGUAUUUUCUCUUCUAGGUGGUCGUACGUCGUAUGUAUGGGGUGACGAGGUUAGUUAACUUUGAACGUUUGCUUCCUCGUAGUGCUUAAGUCCAAUUUACACUGCAGUUGUGUGCUUGAUUUACACAGUAUACAAUUUGUAAGCAGGUUGCAUGCGACGGUUUUAGGCAAAAGUUGUGCGCUUGUUUUACACAGUAUACAAUUUGUAAGUAGGUUGCAUGCGACGGUUUUAGGCAAAAGUUGUGUGCUUGUUUUACACAGUGCAAUUCAAGUUGUGAGCAGGUUGCAUGCGACGGUUUUAGGCAAAAGUUGUGUAGUUGUAAAUCGGCCUUUACCGAAACCCACCAAUAGGAUUUCAAAUAUGUACUUCUAGGUGAUUAUUGAUGAAACGUCGGAAUCAUCAACUUGGUGUAAGAUUGUUUGUUUUCAACGCACGAAGCAGUUGGCAUUGUUUAGCGUGAAGGAUCCCAAAGUCGUCAUAAAUGGCAGCAAUCAUAGUUUCACCGCAGACAGGUGCGUAUGAAGUGAUGGCUUUCACUAAGCACUAUCGUGCAGCAGAUGAUGGUCAACCUGCAGUUAUGAGAAGAUAAUCUUCAUUCUUUUCAUUAUAUGUAGUAGUCUUGUAUUUGGAGAAAAAUCAAUAACAAUUGAGAGAUGUUGCUUAAUUUUCCUAAUCUGGUAUCUCACUAUUCGUCCUUCGUAAAACAUCCAUCUGUAAUUUAUUUUACAUUUCAGAAUUGGUUUCAAUUCAUUUCCAACCCCAAGUCAAGACAAACAAAUGAAGAAAGUGAAAGCUUGUAUUGGGAGGGUAAGCUACAGUUGAGUCUCGUUUCUUAUCGUUUCUUUGUUGAUUUCUUAUUGUUGAAACCUUUCCAGGGUGUUGAGCUGUACCUUGCAACAGACGGAAGUUUAAUUGCAGUCAGGUUAUGCAAGAACCCAAUUUUUGUCAAGGUAAGUCGACCAGGCCGAAGACUUGGCUAAGCAACAUUAAUUUUCUAAAUAUUGUAUUGAAGCAACUGUACUGCAAAUAUAGUCUUGUAUAAAGAUUAUAUAAAGGCUGGUUUACACUAUCAAAGUUUCUGUGAUCACAGUAGGAAUUUUGCAUAGGUAAAUUCUAAGUUUGAAGGAUUUGUAAGAAAUGUUUGAGGGAACUUAAUGAGUGUUAUAAAGGAUGGUUUACACUAUCAAAGUUUCUGUGAUCACAGUAGGAAUUUUGCAUAGGUAAAUUCUAAGUUUUGAAGUAUUUGUAAGAAAUGUUUGAGGGAACUCACUCAGGGUUAAAUACUGAGUCAGUUCGUCAGUUCACAAGCGUAGAAUUCAAAAUUGAAAAAUUCCUACUGUGAUCAGAGAAACUUUGAUAGUACAAACCAGGCUUUAGACAAGUUUAUCUUUAGGGGUAUUUCUGUGAAGACAAGUUGCUGCAAACUCUGGGGGAGCUGUUCAAGAAUGAAGAAUCAAAGGUCGAUACUGUAACAUGUUUCCACGUAUAUAAUAAAAAAAAAGAAAAAGAAAAAAGGGCCCACAGUAAUUGGUACCAUACUGUUGUGGCCGGUGACCCUGCCAUGAAUGCAUGACAAUGGCGAAGUUAAAUAAAUAGGAAAAUUGGCCCGCCCCUAUAACUGUCAAUAUGUUUGAUCUCGACCAUCAUGUGUAACAAGCAUAUAAAGCAUGACAUGCUUUUCUUUAGCUCUUCAAUUACGGACGUUUUAUCGAGAAAAUCAACUAUGAAUGCCACCCAGCAAGACUGACCAUAGACAGUGAGGACAGAUGUCUGGCAAUGUGUGUUGUUCAUCUUUGUUUUGUGAAGAACAGCGUGAAUGACGAUGACUCUCCCUGUUGGGUCGAGGUUGUCUUGACUCGAGCAGUUCAAUAUGUCAAACGUAAGUGGAAUUUCAAACCUAUAUGAGCUGUCAUGCUUUGUGUCUGAACUACCUGAAAAAGAUUAACUUAAAACAUUGGAAGUUUCAAGCCAGAAUCAAAAUAUUGAAAUGUUCAGUGUAGGUUUUCUCUUACAGCAAUACUAGACCAAUAUACGAGAUGGUAAUUACUGUACUUCUUGGUAAAACAGUUUAAACUAAAAGAGCUAUCCAGCAUAACAUAUAUUUGAUCCCUAGACGCGGUUUCACUCUCAAUGCAACGAAGAAGGGAAGUCCAGGAGAAAUAUCAUUUUCAAGAACCGCCAGCGCUUAGAAUGGAUUCCAAAAUGGAGUCAACUUCAGCCAAGAUUCUGAAACUCAUCCGACCAAGUCGCUAUAUUGAGACGGUGAAGUUUAAACGCAAGGCGUGGGCUCGAAAGAGAGUUGUCAGCAAUCCUUUUUUGUAUGGGGAAGUCUCGUUCAGUGAGGAUGAUAGGAGCGAGAGCGCUUCUCUUUGUUCACCUGAGAGCAGUUUCGCAGAGGAAACAGGGUUUGAAUCUAAUGAAGAGAUUUGUAAUUCGCCUAAGAAUGAAGAGCAAGAGUUGUAUGAAAAUGUACAGAUUCGCAAUGUGCAAGGUAAGCGGGAAAUGGCCAGGAGUCAGAGUGCAUUCUUACCUGACAGCAGCUUUGCAGAACAGUCAAUGUUUGAAUCUGGGGAAAAGGUGUCUACUUUGCCUGCACGCGGAAGACAAAAUCUUUAUGAAAAUGUACAGGUUGAAACCGUGAAAUGGCAAAACUUCUUUAAAACAAGCGGUAAUGUAUCUGAUAGUUUGAAAGAAGAUGGGAGCAGAAACGUGAAUGUAGAAAUUCAUAGUUCAUCAGAAAAAGGCGGUCAAGAUCUUUAUGAAAAUGUACACAUACAGAAAAAUGUCAGAAACGCGGAAGGCCAAAAGUUCACACCUGAGAAAAACCAGCAGAGAGAAAGAAGAAAAGUGAUUCAGGUUCAGUCUAAAUCUGAUGGCCAGAAUAAAAGCAGACAAGUGAAUCAGGUCGAUUCUCGAAGUGGCUCGAAUCAGUCACUUCCAAACCGUCCCCCAACCAGUGUGGGUCCUGGCAUAUCUCCCAUGAUGGUCAAAGGAAUGACUGAUGUUAAUAUUCCUGAAAAGUUAGAUAAUACGUCAAUGAAUGACACCGAGGAUUUGUAUGUUAAUUCUGAAAGUUACAACACCUCUUGUAAGUCUUCGUCAAACGAGGAAGGUGAAAUGUGUCACACUGCAAGAAAGAUGUCAUUGGAUCACGCAGAGUCUGGGGUAAGAGAGGAAGUACAUGUAGAUUCCAGUGGCAGAGUUCGCCUGAGUUCUCAGGUUUUCCAUUCGCGUGGUGUAGGAGAUUCUAGAACGCCGAGAAAGUCAUUGAAUCGUGUGACUGAACAGUCUGGCAUGAAAGAAAGAGAAUAUGAAAUGCACUCAGGCACUGAUAUUCAGCAUGAUUUCCCAAGCCCUGAUUACCUGGAUAACGACCCAGUCUACACGAACUUACUUCAGAUGCAAAAAGAUGAAAACGUCUUGAGAGAUGAGCUGAGUAAGCAGAGUGAAGAUGUGUACGAGGUCAUGAGCAGAGGCAGCCAUCAUGAAAUGGUUUAUCACAGUGAAGAACAGUAUGUCAAUUAUUCUGCAUCAAGCAGACAAUAUUUACAACAACGAAAAAGUAAGGUUGGAAUGACACCAUCCGUUGAUUUCUCAGGUGAAGAAUCAUCUCAAGAGUUGGUGAAACAUCGAAUGUCAUUUCCGCGCCUCUAACCAGCAAUGUAACUCUUACCUAACCAUAAACCUUACCACAACCUUACUUAACCUACCCGAACCUAAACCCAACCCUAAUCUAAGAAAUGUCUUUGCAUGCCAUAAACAGAAGUAAUAUCAUAAUUAAUAUGAGUUUAGAUAAUUAUUUGGUAGCUAAUUAUACUGUAGAUUGCUUCAAAUGCUUGUUACAAACAAGGAAAUUCGCCUGAAAAAACAGUGUUGACAUAUCUGCAAGUGUUUAUCGCUAGAUACCAACAACGGAAGCAGAAUCUACUGACUACAUAUGAGUGUUAAUGUGAGACACUGCUAGUGUUCAUCGUUAGGUGCCAACAACGGUUAGGACAAUCUAUGUAGUGCGGGCUCGUAUUAAAGAAAUAAUUCAAAUAAAUAAAUUGUAGUUUUAUUUUUCUGUAUUUUUGUAUUAAUUUUGAAGGUUUUUAAUGCUAAAGAUCUAUUACACUUCUUCAAAAGUUUAUUACAGGUAAUUAUUGAGUAUCUAAUAUUAUAAUACAGUCAUUUUUACUGCAAUUUAUGCAGCUACCACUGUUUAAUUAUGGCAGUCAAAUUUCGUAUAAAUACACAAAUAUUGCAGCAUGCUUUUACUGCUCGCAUGCUCAAAAUAUUUUCACUGAGUCAUAUCGCUAAAAUGGCGAGUGCUUUUCUUUAUUACUUACUUGAAAAAGAAAUAUAAAUAAAUACAUAGCAAAUAUCAAAACAGACAAAACUGCUAGCCUUGUGAUUUAAGUCAAGGGUCAAGUGGGGUUUGACUGUGUUGAGGGCCAAUGAGGGGGCGGUCGAUAACUCCCUACUUAGGCCACAUAAAAAAAAUAGUUGGUUAGCGUCCCCGCCCGCCCACAAAAAAGGCCGCGCUCAGGAUUUUUUUAAAUUUUUUAUUUAAAAACCCCUGACAUUUAUUGAUCAACGGGCUCUAAUAUAUGUAGUAUUUCUGUUGACUGUAGUCAAUUGUGUUAAUAAUUUGCGAAAUUGCAUGCGAAAAUGACGGUAUGAAUUAUAUUUUGAAAUAUAUAAAAAAAUAUCUGUACUGCGCAAGAAAAUCCAGCUUCGGACCUAACAGUGAGUAAAACCAUGGCGUUAAAAAUUAGUAAAAAGUAAAAAAAAAAGCGCCCGCCCGCCCACUUUUUGGCAAAAGCUAAGGACGCUAACCAACUAUUUUUUUUUAUAUGGCCUUAAAUCUAAUUUCUCUAUUUUAGGUGUGCAUCGGUUCACAAGAAUUGAUGUCUUUACGACAUUUAAAACGACUUAUUCUUGCAAGAAACCAUGGAAAUUUAUCUAAACCUUUAAGAAGUAUAUCAAGCCAUACUCUUCCUGUAAUUAAUGGAGAUAUUGACAUUCAAUCUUCAGACUUUCAUAGAAAAAAAGACUUGUAUGCAAAAUUCCAUGAAAAAUAUAUCGAAGAUUUAUCAAGUUUAGAUUCUGGUGCAAACCAAAAAGCCAUUGAUCGUCAUGUUAAAAUUAACAAAAAACUUCUCCUGAAAGAUAGGCUUGCCGCUAUUCUUGAUCCGGGAUCAGAUUUUUUAGAACUAUCACCACUAGCAGGGUUUAGUUUGGAAUACGGCGAGAUCCAGCGUGCUGGUAUUUUGUCUGGUAUUGGCAAGAUCUCAGGUCAGCCGGUGGUUAUUCAAGCCAAUGAUGCAACAGUUAAAGGCGGCACAGCUUACCCAAUCACUGUGAAGAAACAACUUCGAGCACAAGAGAUUGCAGAGGAAAAUAAUUUGCCAUGUUUGUAUCUGAUCGACAGUGGUGGAGCGUUUUUACCAUUACAGGUGUGACUUGUAUGGUGGUCAUUUUAUAUGGCACUUGUUGAUGGUAUUGUGUUUUAUAAAUUUAUUUACUCUAGUAGUUAUGUAGCCUGUGAAAACAGCUGUGGAACGAGACAAUCAAGUGACUGUUUUUGCAGGCUACUAGGAAGGUUGACAGUCUUGCCAAGAUCCAGCAAAAUCUAAUCCUCUAAGAUCUGCUGGCACACUACAAUUGGUUAGAUUUUCACGCCUGAAUUAACCCAAAAUAUUUUCAGGCAGAUAUCUUUCCAGAUGAGCAACACGGUGGCAGAGUGUUUUAUAAUGAGGCUAUCAUGAGUUCAAAACAUAUACCACAGGUAGAGUUCUUAUUUAUCUAACACCAGGUGAUUUUACUCAAGGGGAGAGCAAUGGCACUCGAUAGGUUAAUGGGUUUUAUUGCAUGAUGGUGAUUGAUUCUAGAAAACAUCCACACUAUCCCCAGGGAGGAAAUUUCCACCAUCUGGUGGGGAGAAAAAGUUUGUUCUGAUAAUAGGACAUUUGAAGGGGGUAACUUCUUAUUAACUCUGUGGGUGAGGUCUGAAUGUUUUCUGGAAUAAGCCAUUGUUUACUAAAUUUCUAGGUUUGUGUUGUGUGUGGCUCAUGCACUGCUGGUGGUGCGUAUGUUCCAACGAUGGCAGAUCGAACUGUGAUAGUAAAUAAGAUUGGGACGAUAUUUCUUGCAGGUCCACCUUUAGUCAAGGUAACAUGUGAAACACCAAACGCUGGUGUAUGAGCAACCUCGUACCCAGGCUUGCUCCUCCCUGAUGGUGAGAACUGUAGAGGCGAGAGCCUGGUUAGGAGGUUGGUAUAUGAGCAGUGGAGGCCGCAACAGGUGAAAUAUAUUGACUAUAUAUAUUUUGUUAUGUCUUUGAAGGCCGCAACAGGUGAAAUAGUGUCGGCAGAAGAUCUGGGUGGGGCUACAGUGCAUUGCAGGUAAAUGGUAUUUUGGAUCACCAUCAAAUACUGGAUAAAUGUUCCAAUGAAUUUCAAUGUGUAAUUAUGAUGUUCUAAUUAUCAAUUUAGCAUCAGUGGCUGUACGGAUUAUUUUGCUGAUACAGAACAUGAAGCAUUCUCCAUAACUCGAUCUAUUUUUGGAUCAUUAAAUUCUGAUUCACCAAUGUUAUGUUCAGGUAGGACACUGGAGCCACAAACCUUGUUUUAAUCCAUGGAGUGUCAGCCAAUGUUCAGGGCACAAUGCGGCAUGAUACGCAGAUACGGCUUACUGGGUUAAUGUUUGCUUUAGCUCACAUGCUUGCCUUGAAUAGUACUAUUCACUUGACAUUUCAUAAUUGAUAUGCUCUGUUUGCAGAUUUUGAAGAACCUUUACACAACUCAGAAGACCUCGGACCACUUUCGAUAUUAGAUGAGAGUCAAAUACUGCCAGUCCAUAAGGUAGAUUAGUUAAGAUACUAUCAACUAUCCAGAAUAAGUAAAGUUGUUUAAUUUAGCUUCAUUUUUUAGGCAUUUGUUUGCAUGGUAUUAUUUUUUAGGCAUUUGUUUGCAUGGUAUUAUUUUUUAGGCAUUUGUUUGCAUGGUAUUAUUUUUAGAUGAUAGCAAGAAUUGUUGAUGGCAGUAGAUUUCAUGAAUUCAAAACAAAGUUUGGCCCCAGUCUAGUUACAGGCUUUGCUGCUAUAAAAGGGUAAAUAAUAAAUAUCUGUAAAAUUUAAUAGUCAAUUCACUGUUUUGAAAUCUCUAUGUAUUUUUAUAUAGUAAUAUAUUUUUUAGUUAAUUAAAUGCACCUUUUUCAUUUAAUUGUCUUAGAACUAUUGUUGGUAUUCUUGCUAAUAACGGCCCAAUAACGUCACCUGCGGCAGCUAAGGUAAAUGCAUUAGUUCUAACUUGGUUGUUCCCGUAUAUUUAAACCUAGGAAGCCUAGAAAUGGGGGUUUUCACAAAACACUAUCGUGCAGCAGAUGAUGGUCAACCUGUAGUUAUCAGAGUGAGAAAAUAAUGUUCAUUCUUUUCAUUACAUGUAGUAGUCUUGUAUUUGGUGGGAAUGGUGGCAAAGUUCAAUUCAAAGUUUAAAUGCAAUUUAAAAGAUGUAGUUUAAUUUUCCUGAUCACUGUCUACUGUAAUGCUGACCACAAUCCAGCAAUAUGCUAACCUCUCUUAUUUUGAUUGGUUUUCUUAGGGCGCUCAUUUUGUUCAGAUUUGCUGUCAACAACACAUUCCUCUUGUGUUUCUCCAAGACACUCAUCCUCACAUUCACACAGAUGGAGAGUUAGCAAAACAAGUUGGCAAGUUGAUAUCUGCUGUCUCAUGUGCUGAGGUGAACACAAUUUUAUUUAAUCUUUAAUCUGCCUCAUCAGGCAGUCACGUCACACUGAUAUGUUCAACUAAUCUGAAGAUUAUCCCGUACUCAUUUUGUUGAAAUUCGAAUGCAGGUACCAAAGGUGACUGUUAUAAUAGGAAGAUCGUAUGGUCCAACGAGUUAUGCAAUGGUUUGUUGAAUUUUCUCAUUGUUGUAAUUAUGGUUUGUCAAGGAUCUCACUAUAGCUUUCCUUCUUGUAUAGCAACGGUUUUCAACUGGUUUUCUCAUGUGUCCCCGAUUUCACAUGAUUGAAUUACCACGUCCCCUGAACAGAAAUUGCCCACUGAAGUCUAUCAAAAACACGAAUUUCGAAAUAGUUAGUAAAAUAGUAAAUGAUUUAAAUUUUAAAGAAUAGAUAGAAAGUCAAGCAAACAUGUUUAUAGUACAAACUAUUGUAUUCAACUACUGUUUUCUCAGUCCUAGACCAGUUUGUGUCCCCUAGGAAUUUGCCAAAUGUCCCCUCUCGGGGACAUGUCCCCCAAGUUGAAAACCGUUGUUGUAUAGUGUAGUAUCAUCAUUGUGUCUGUCAACAUAUCUCACUGUAGCUGUCCUUCUUGUAUAGUGUAGUCGUUCUUUGCAACCGUCUUUCCUAUAUGUCUGGCCUACAGCGCAAAUAUCACUUGAUGAACCUAACAAGCUGUCG